This is a messenger RNA of Monoraphidium neglectum, 1710 nucleotides long. Its product is annotated as phosphatidylinositol 3-kinase. The coding region runs from base 1 to 1710 and encodes 569 amino acids. Lineage: Eukaryota; Viridiplantae; Chlorophyta; Chlorophyceae; Sphaeropleales; Selenastraceae. Gene Ontology annotation, biological process: autophagosome assembly; endocytosis; phosphatidylinositol-3-phosphate biosynthetic process. Gene Ontology annotation, cellular component: phosphatidylinositol 3-kinase complex, class III, type II; peroxisome; phosphatidylinositol 3-kinase complex, class III, type I. Gene Ontology annotation, molecular function: 1-phosphatidylinositol-3-kinase activity. The transcript has 10 exons. The record is from RefSeq and is a predicted model, not a curated record.
AUGGCAGAAUGGGCGCCGAUUGAGGUGGCGGACGCACUAGAGCUGCUGUCCCCUGAUUUCAAAAACGAUGAGGUGCGCUCCCACGCCGUCAUGGUGCUCCAGGCGAAGGACGACGAGGAGCUGCUCUACUACCUGCUGCAGCUGGUGCAGGCGCUGCGUUUCGAGGCGGUGGACCUGUCGCGGCUGGCGCGGUUCCUCAUCGGCCGCGCCACCUCCAACCCCGCCUUCGCCACAUUCCUUCACUGGUACCUCUUCACGGAGUGGGAGGACCCCUCCUUUGGUGCGCGCGCCUCCUGCGUCCACGCGGCGCUGGUGGACGCGCUGACGGGCGCGCCGCGCGGCGAGGCGGUGUGGGAGGCCAUCCGGCGGCAGACCGACAUGGUGUCUCAGCUGGCCUACAUUGUCAAGGACAUUAAGAUGUCGCGCCUGAAGGCCGCCCGCGCCACCGACCGGCUGCGGGAGAUGCUCUCCGCCGACGGCCCCUGCGAGGAGCUCACCGCCGCGCGCGUCCCGCUGCCGCUCAACCCCAGCCUGCUGCUCGAGGGGCUCGUCCCCUCAGAGUGCGCCUGCUUCAAGAGCGCGCAGCUGCCCGUGAAGCUGGCAUACAGGGUGGCCCCGAGCCCGAUCGACUGGGAGGCGCCCGCACCGCUCGCGCCGCAGCGGCCGCCCGCGGGCAGCGGCCUGCACGGCAGCAGCAGCAGCAGCGGCGCGCUCGGCGACCUUUCGGGGUCAGCGGCGUUCCCCGGCGCCGCGGCGGCCGCCGGCGCGGUCGCCCCGGGGGCGACGCUCGGCGCCGCGGCACCGGCGGGGGCGCCUGCGGCGGCCGCGCUGCACCGGCUGCCGCCGCAGUGCCGCACGGCGCUGACGGUCGGCGGCGGCGGCGCUCUGCGGUGCGUGAUGAUCUACAAGAAGGGCGACGACCUGCGGCAGGAUCAGUUUGUGCUGCAGAUGCUGAGCCUGAUGGACCGCCUGCUCAAGCGAGAGAACCUCGACCUGCGCCUCACGCCCUACAGGCAGGGCCGGACGACCACAGCCCGUGGACUGGGCCUCACCCUUGCGGUGCUCCCCACGGGCAGCGACGACGGCCUGGUGGAGUUUGUGCCCAGCGUGCCCCUGAGCGCCCUGCUGGCAGAGCACCGCAGCAUCCACCGCUUCCUGCUGGCCAGCGGGCAGGGCGACCCCCAGGGCCCGUUUGGCGUGCGGGCGGACGCCCUUGAGACGUUUGUGCGCAGCUGUGCGGGGUACUGCGUCAUGACCUACAUCCUGGGGGUCGGGGACCGCCACCUCGACAACCUCAUGCUCGCGCCCGACGGCCGCCUCUUCCACAUCGACUUUGGCUACAUCCUCGGGAGCGACCCCAAGCCCUUCCCCCCGCCCAUGAAGCUCUGCAAGGAGAUGAUAGAGGCAAUGGGCGGUGCGGACAGCGGCCUCUACGUGCGCUUCCGCAUGCUGGCGUGUGAGGCCUACAACAUAUUGCGCAAGAGCGCCGACCUCAUCCUGAGCCUGUUCCACCUCAUGGCCGGAGCAAGCAUCGAGGCAAUCCGGUCCAACCCCGAAAACGCCAUGCUCAAACUUCAGGAGAAGCUGCGGCUGGACUUUGACGACGGCCAGGCUGUUGAGUGGAUGCAGCAGCUCAUCAAUGAGAGCGCCACAGCUAUGAUGCCCCAGAUCAUGGAGACCACACACCGAUGGGCGCAGUACUGGCGCUGA